Tetrahymena thermophila SB210 is the source of this 825-nucleotide messenger RNA. Its product is annotated as U1 zinc finger protein. The transcript has a single exon. The record is from RefSeq and is a predicted model, not a curated record. Gene Ontology annotation, molecular function: pre-mRNA 5'-splice site binding; zinc ion binding. Gene Ontology annotation, biological process: spliceosomal snRNP assembly; mRNA splicing, via spliceosome; mRNA 5'-splice site recognition. Gene Ontology annotation, cellular component: U1 snRNP; nucleus. NCBI's taxonomy places the organism in Eukaryota, Ciliophora, Oligohymenophorea, Hymenostomatida, Tetrahymenidae.
AUAUUUAUAUUCUUUAGUUUUCAUAAAACUUUUUAAAAUAAAUUAGAAAAAGAUAUUUUUUAACUACUUAGCCGUUGUAACAUACCUUCAAAGAUGCCUAAAUUUUAUUGUGAAUAUUGCGGUAUUUAUUUAACUCAUAGUUCUCCUUCUGGAAGAAGUUAGCAUGCUAAGGGUCGUAAACACAUAAAUAAUAGAAUUGAAUAUUACAAAUAAGUAAUUGAAGAUUUGAUAAAAGAAAAUUAAGAUAAAUAAAAGCAAAUGCAAUCAGGUUAAUCGAUGUCUAGUCAUCCUUAACCUAUGUACCCAGGUGCUUUCUAAAAUCUCCAUUAAUUGCCCCUCCAACAGCUUAAUUAGCUUAAAGCAGGUGGUAUUUAAUAAGUGCAAAUUAAUAGUACAUAAUAAUAACAAUAAGGAAGUGCACCUCCUCUUCAACCUCCUUUACCUAUUUUACAGCCUCCAUUUAUAAAUAUGUAAAAGCCUGGUGGUCCUGCUAUUCCCCCAAAUAUACUUCCUCCCGCACCUGGUAAUAAUGUUCCACCUAUGAGACCUGGAUAAUAACCUCCCCUUGGACCUCCUCUAGGAGUACCUCCAAAUCCUAACAUGAUGUAGCCUGGUUUAAUGCCUCCUGCAGGAAUGAAGCCUAUUCCAGGUAUGCCUCCUAUGGGUCCUCCUCCCGUUGGUAUGAUGCCCCCAGGUGGCCCUUAAAUGAUGGGAGUUCCUCCUAAUAUGCCACCUAUGGGUAUGAUGCCUCCUCCACAUCACUUAGGACCAGCACAUUUAAAUCCUAUAGAUCAUAAUAAAGGUGAACAUGACGAUAGAAAAUGA